Messenger RNA from Chaetura pelagica (chimney swift), 1056 nucleotides. Its product is annotated as pinopsin-like. The transcript has 5 exons. NCBI's taxonomy places the organism in Eukaryota, Metazoa, Chordata, Aves, Apodiformes, Apodidae. The coding region runs from base 1 to 1056 and encodes 351 amino acids. Gene Ontology annotation, cellular component: membrane; photoreceptor outer segment. Gene Ontology annotation, molecular function: G protein-coupled receptor activity. The record is from RefSeq and is a predicted model, not a curated record. Gene Ontology annotation, biological process: G protein-coupled receptor signaling pathway; phototransduction; visual perception.
AUGUUCUCCUCCAACACCUCCCAGGAGCCCCCAAAUAACGGGACCCCAGGGCCUUUUGAUGGCCCCCAGUGGCCCCACCAGGCCCCCCGGGGCACAUACCUGUCGGUGGCCGUGCUGAUGGGCAUCGUUGUGGUCUCUGCCUCGGUUGUGAACGGCCUGGUCAUCGUGGUUUCCAUCAGAUACAAGAAGCUCCGGUCACCCCUGAACUACAUCCUGGUGAACCUGGCUGUGGCUGAUCUGCUGGUAACCAUCUGUGGCAGCUCCAUCAGCUUCUCCAACAACAUCAAUGGCUUCUUCGUGUUUGGCAAAGGGAUGUGUGAGCUGGAGGGCUUCAUGGUCUCUCUGACAGGCACUGUGGGGCUGUGGUCCCUGGCCAUCCUGGCCUUUGAGCGGUACAUCGUGAUCUGCAGACCCCUGGGAGACUUCCGGUUCCAGCACCAACACGCGGUCACCGGCUGCGCCUUCACCUGGGGCUGGUCACUGCUGUGGACAACCCCUCCACUCUUGGGCUGGAGCAGCUAUGUGCCCGAAGGUCUGAGAACCUCUUGUGGGCCCAACUGGUACACUGGUGGCAGCAACAACAACAGUUACAUCUUGACCUUGUUUGUCACCUGCUUCGUGAUGCCCCUCAGCCUGAUCCUCUUCUCCUACACCAACCUGCUGAUGACCCUGCGAGCGGUAAGUGCAGCGGGUUCAGGCGAGUUAAUGCAGGGGGAGCGGGAGGUGACACGCAUGGUGAUCGUGAUGGUGAUGGCCUUCCUCACCUGCUGGCUGCCCUAUGCCACGUUUGCCCUGGUGGUGGCCACCAACAAAGACAUUGUCAUCCAACCAGCUCUUGCAUCCCUGCCCUCCUACUUCUCCAAGACCGCCACGGUUUACAAUCCCAUCAUCUACGUCUUCAUGAACAAACAGUUUCAGAGCUGCCUGCUGACCAUGCUGUGCUGCAGAUACCAGCCUUGGGGAAGGGGAAAAACUGCUCCAGCUGCACCCAGCCCCCCCAGAGCCAUCCCUGCACAGGGGAUGUCGAAUAAGGUGGCACCAUCUCACCCCAUCUAA